Molecule: messenger RNA, 3512 nt
Organism: Mercenaria mercenaria
Lineage: Eukaryota; Metazoa; Mollusca; Bivalvia; Venerida; Veneridae
Exons: 2
Coding region: 453-842 (129 amino acids)
Source: RefSeq, a predicted model, not a curated record
AUCGAAUGCUCGAGCAAAUAUCUUUUGAAGAGGUGUACAAACUUCAUUGAAAGUGUUUUGUCGAUAAAGUACUGGGUUCUCUAUUUGAAAUGACAAUUUAACGAAGCGCUCGGGCGGUUCUAUUUGUGCUUAAUUGAUUAAUCCCGAUAACUGAUAUGAUAUUACCAACGGUGAUUUACUGUCUCAUAGAAACGGACGGUGAUGGAAUAUUAUUUGUCAAUAUGUUGCGAAAUUUUGACACUUGUCGGAAUCACAAUCGUUAAUAUUUUUUGCUAAAACGUGUGAGACAGGAUAUGAACAAAUAAUUGUUGUUUUGAAUGGAUGUAAAUAGCUUUAUGAAUCAGACUGAAUGUUUUGUUUAAUGUAUCAGACGUGAUGGAGCCUUUUACAUAAUUGUCAGGAUCAUUAGAAUAUACAGCGGAAAGUUCUCCAGGGAAUAUGGGCUUGCCGGAAUGACAACUACUACUGAUCCAACUGUUGAGAUCGUAAAGCCGAUCGAGUUUGGGGCAAUAAACUAUGUACUUACGUUCAUCAGUGCUAUUUUGGGUGUGGCUUUUCUCAUUGGAGUUAUUGUGCUCAUAUACAAGGAACGUCUACGAUCAGUAGAGGCCAGAAUAGUUGACUUUAAGCAAAAACUGAAUAUACGACGAAAAGGAAUAAGUGGCAAAUCUAUGCAACGCGGAACUUCUAGCGAAAGUAUAACUACGUCAGAAGCAACGUCAUAUAUACAGUUGACAGAGACGCCGACGUCAUUACGAUGUAGUUCUGCAUGGACACCGAGUCCAGUAACUAGAAACAGUAUAAUUAGUGAUACACCUAACUCUGCAGACUUCAACUUUUAGCGAAUACACGUGUUCAUAUACAUUAUUCAUACCAGGAGAGGAUGUGUUUGAUUGUGUUAAAUCAAUUAUACACUUUACAAUAAUUAGUGUGAACCUAAUAUUGAACUAAGAAUUGAUCUCAAAAGUUCACUUCCAUUCAUUUUACAUUAGUUUAAGUGCAUUUGCGUGAGCAAACCUUUCAUUUGCCAAAAGAUAUAUGUAUUUAUACUACAUUUGCACGAUAUGUUAAAACAGUUUAUGACAAAUUUACAUUUGGACACAUGACCAACUAUCAUGCAACUCAUUUAUUGGUACAGCCCGCCCGCUUAGCUCAAUAGGGAGCUUCGGAUCGCGGGGUCAUGAGUUCGAGGCCUGGACAAGGUGUAUGUUCUCCGUGACGAUUUGAUAAAAGACAUCGUGUCUGAAAUCAUUAGUCCUCCAUCUCUGAUUCAUGUGGGGAAGUUGGCAGUUACUUGCAGAGAACAGGUUUGUACUGGUACAGAAUCCAGGAACACUGGUUAGGUUAACUGCCCGCCGUUACAUAACUGAAAUACUGUUGAAAAACGAAACCCAAAACAAAUAAACAAACAUUUAUUGGUAAAAACUGACAUAAUCCCGCUGUCUUGUGCAGGAAUAAAAUGCUGCGUGAAAAGAAUACCCAUUUAUUCAGCUGUCAAUUUCGAUCUCUGAAAUAUUAAUUAACUGUACAAGAGCAUGGAAUAUUGGCCUCAUUACCUCAGCAUGGCUGUUCCAUUUGGUAUAAUGCCAAAUUCCUGUUAUGUCUGUGGUAAUCUGAAAUUUUCUGUUGGCUCAGUUGCAAUUAGUACUUUGUGACAUUCUCAGGAAGCAGAUUCAGCAGUGAUUAUAUACAUUUAGCUGGAUGCAUAAUCUAAAACUUAAUCAACGCUUCAAAAUGUUUGUGCCUUAUAAUGCAAACGUCUUCGCCAUCUUGGCAUGAAUUCAGACGAAAAUAUCAGCUGUACAAAAUAUUGCUGGAGUAUGUUAAUCAGCUACACGUGAAAAUAUCAAACUGAUCGUUUUCGAUUAUAUCAUACAUGUCACCAAAAAAAAAAAAAAAUUUAAAAAGUGUAGAUAUUCACCACUUUUAUAUAAUUUAUCUAAAUGUCAUCUAGUUUUCCAAAGUUUGGAUAAAAUCUUUUAAAUGUUUAAUGAGGACGUUAGUUUCAUCCAUGAUAUACGCUUUUUAAAUGAGCCGCGCCAUGAGAAAACCAACAUAGUGUAUUUGCGACCAGCAUCCGCGCAGUCUGGUCAGGAUCCAUGCUGUUCGCUAACGGUCUCUCUAAUUGCAACAAGCUUUGAAAGCGAACAGCAUGGAUCCUGAUCAUACUGCGCGGAUGCGCAGGCUGGUCUGGAUCCAAGCUUGUCGCAAACGCACAGUACAAUAUAAGACGAUAAGGAUUGAAAAUCUUUGCUAAAUUAACGUUGCGUCGCCUCGUUUCUGAAAAACAAAUGACCAAAUAGCUAUAAUAUAUGUAAUUUGAAGACAUUUCUCAGGCAUUCAAAACUUUUCAUUGCUAAAUGCCGCGAUUUAGUCAGUUGAGGAUUAAGUGUUAUACCCCGAUAACUUGUUUUUGCCUUUCCUAGAAGUUUCAUGUUGGGGCAAUAUUCGGCUAAAGACACCCACACCCCUUUAAACCAUGAGCCGCACCAUAAAAAACCAACAUAGUGCAUUUGCGACCAGCAUGGAUCCAGAUCAGGAUCCGUGCUGUUCGCUUUCAAAGCCUAUUGGAAUUAGAGAAACCGGUAGCGAACAGCAUGGAUCCUGACCAGACUGCGCGGAUGCGCAGGCUGGUCUGGAUCCAUGCUGGUCGCAAAUGCACUAUGUUGGUUUUCUCAUGGCGCGGCUCACUUAAUGGAUCUUCAUACAAUGACAAAGACUUUUGCAAUGUUUGCGUAUCUACAAAAUUAUUAUAAUACAUCUUCAUGUAUUUUUAUACAAAGAUGUAUGGAAAUUUUAACUGAUGUAUCUCAAAAUUGGGAAAGAAAUGUGCAAUUCAAGUGAGCAUAAUUUUGGAAUUUACACCAUGCAAGUCAUUGAAUUAUAAAGAAAGGAAUACUACACCAAAUAUUGCACCUACUAAUAACUAAUGCAUAUUUUUGCACACUAUGGGCCAUAUUCGUUAACUUCUUAGAUCUUUUGUAUUUUAAGACAUUUCUGAAAUAAGUUUGGCAUAUAAAUAGGUGGUUUCAAUACACUUUCUAUUGAAAAAGUAUGUGGAUGUUAUAGUUAAAUGAAAAUGUAAGCAAAAUUAUCCAUAAGAAUGUUUUAAAGCGAUCGGUCACAUAAUUAUGACAUUUAUCAUAUUUCGUAUAUACUGCUAUAGACUUAUCUAAGGAACAAAAAAGACCCAUUAUAUAGUGUUAGAUUCCGAUUAUUAAUGUAUGUUCUUUUGAAUUUUUUAAAAUUGUGCAAUUGCCACCAAUUUAUUUGAAAUUAUUUUAUAUUUAUAUUUGAUAAAUACCCGGAUAUUCUAACAAUAUGAUAUAAAAACAAGAUUUAUAUUUGUGUCUAGCUUCUUUGUUUAUCUACUUUCGAUCUCUUAGUUAUUUGUAUUGUUACGCAACCAAGUUAGGCAAAGGGAGGUAAUAAUGAAUUUUCUUUUGAAUUUUUAAUGAAUUUCAGUUGAAUAUACAGUUGUUAAGUGAAACGUUAAUAAAUAUGAUACAACA